Besnoitia besnoiti is the source of this 2103-nucleotide messenger RNA. RefSeq lists its product as uncharacterized. Gene Ontology annotation, molecular function: sphingomyelin synthase activity; ceramide cholinephosphotransferase activity. The transcript has a single exon. Gene Ontology annotation, cellular component: Golgi membrane; endoplasmic reticulum membrane. The coding region runs from base 1 to 2103 and encodes 700 amino acids. NCBI's taxonomy places the organism in Eukaryota, Apicomplexa, Conoidasida, Eucoccidiorida, Sarcocystidae. The record is from RefSeq and is a predicted model, not a curated record. Gene Ontology annotation, biological process: ceramide biosynthetic process.
AUGCAGAAGAACCCCCCGUAUUCAUCGUCGUACCAAACGUGUGCGGCUACGCCGGGGGGCCGCAAUCAUGUUGAAGAUGAAACACUUCUCUCGUGGAGCAUGCAUGUGGAAACGGCGCCGGACCACGCAGAGGGACGGAAACUACGACCUUGUUUCUCCAGCGAGAAGCGACGCAAGGGAGCAGACGAACCAUGCGGUUUGCACGUGCGUGCCCCUGAGGGGCUGGCGGCGCCUGAGGGGUUGGCGGCGCCUGAGGCGUUGCCCGGCAGACAGUCGUGGCCAUGCUUUUGGAUUGCGCCAAAUCCGGCGCGUCCUCUCCGCUUCUUCGUCGUUCGAUUUCUUUGGUUAUUUGUCUACUUCGUCGUUGUUGAUAUUGUCAUGGCGAUCGCGGGGGUCAGUUCCGACUAUUUUUAUAUGGUUGAUCCGCAGCCCAAGCUGAAGGAUCGCGUUCACGACUGGAUUAUGGGGGGCAAACCCUCCUCGCAUCUUCCCCAGCUGGUCACAGAUUGUCUGACUGUCGCUUUAGUCGUAAUCACUGGCGUCCGACACGCGUUCUUUGUGCGCAUGCCGCUGAACAUCAUGAUCAUCUAUCGCUUCGUCGCCGUCCUCAUGUCUGUAUACGUGCUGCGGACGAUAGCGAUUUUUGUAACUACGAUGCCUGCGCCAGACGAGUCGUGCACGGCUCCGGAUCUCAGCACUGCAAAGGAAUUCGUGAAGCGGGUUGUGUUGGCAGCCACCUUCCAGGUUUCUCUGUGUACAGACAUGAUCAUCUCGGGCCACACUCUCACCACGUGUUUGUGUUUGUCGAUGUGGCUUUUCUACAACAACUGCAAUAAGCAUGACGACCCGGAGAAAGACCUCAUUUUGUUUUACUUUUUGCGGGACAAGCUCAGAGAUGCAUGGCGUCGAUGGCGCGGUCGACAAUCGGCGCAGUCGCGAGACGGGCGUUCGAAGGAACUGGUGCCUGUGUGCAGUACGGACGGCAGCGUUCGUGGCCUCAGCGCGGCACAUUCCGUAUGUGGUCAUGAGCAGCCGCCGAUUCCGCGCUCACUCCAGUCUGAUGCUGGUGGGGAACAGAUUCUGCGCAACAGCGGCGACGUGGGUGAACAGGACCCGCGUACAGAGUCGGAUGUGGCUGCUGAGCCAGAUGUCCGGGUUUGCAUCGAAUGCAGUGAUCCAUCGGGGCAAACGGCGCGCUCAAAAAGCGGCGCCAGUUGCCCUUUGGCUGAGACUGGAGAGGAGUUUCAGGGGUGCGAGCUAGGUGCCUCGGUUGUAUCAGACCGAAUCGAGGGAAGACAGACGGCGCCAUCGACCGCCAAAAGCGCCCAAACUUUCUCGCAAAAAGAAGCAGCGUGCGGUCGCCGUCACCGGGGUGAUGAAGGUGGAAUCCAAGGAGGUCCGUGCCGUGCCGCAGAACAGCGCCGUUCGCGGGCUCCUCGGUCGGACCCGGACACCCUUCAGGCGAACAAGAAAAGCCAAAAUGGAUGUGUUUCUUGGCUGCGGGCAUUCUGGAGAAGGAUGCGCGACUGGAAUCUCUUGGGGGUAUACUGUAUUUUCCAUGGCGCUGUAAACAUCAUCAUAAUCGACCUCUCUUUCUGCCACUACACAGUUGAUAUCACCUUUGGGAUUCUUGUGUGUUUCGCCAUAUUCGCUGCCUAUCACAUGAUUCUUUCUCUGUUGUGGGCGGAGAGGGUCGAGUUAACGCGGUUGUCAGCCAGAACACAGGUGCUCAUCACUCGGCAGCGGGAAGAAGCCGACGACGUCUACGGGCGGAACGAGCUUCGCGCACCGGUGAAUGUCGAACAUCGGAGUCACGCCGGCGGGUGUUUCGCCGGCGCGCACAGCGCUGAAGGCCUCGACGCCAGUCAGCGAGUCCACAUGGAUCGGGAGGGAGGAGGGAUGAAGUCGCGAGGUGGUACUGCUCGACAGGGUGUGGAAGUUGAAGGAAACGGCGUCAAGCGCGGAGACCGUUUGACCCUGAUUGGAAGCCUCCGCGGCGAGGCUAUUCGGGAUCCUCAACCUAGCUAUGCCACAGCAAUUUUGGCGUUUCCCCUCGUUCGUAUCCCGGCGUAUUUAAUUAGGCGAUUUGAAGGGCUUGACUGA